Prorocentrum cordatum is the source of this 405-nucleotide messenger RNA. NCBI's taxonomy places the organism in Eukaryota, Dinophyceae, Prorocentrales, Prorocentraceae. The record is from the annotation of a GenBank genome assembly.
AUGGUGCGCGUGUUGGCGGCAGCGCUGAUGGCGGUCGCCUUCUUCCAGGCGGGCGCGAUGUCCGCGGACCAGGACUCGGAGGCCGACCGCCCCAAGGGCGCCCGCAGGCGCGCCCGCGAACGCUCGCUCGCGGCGGAGAUGGAGGCCGCGAUUGCCAAGACCGGCUGCGCCGACCUCGGUGGCGACAGAUGGUUCUCGGACGCGCACGGCGAGCUGUUUCAAGUGAAGCAGGACAAGUGUUCGAUCGCGUUCCAGCUGAAGAAGAGGAGCGGCGAGACGUACGAGAAGAAGGGGGUCGUGCGGGGCACCAAGGUGCUGGUGGAGCCGCCGUUCCCUGAGGGCCAGCUGCUGCCGAACCAGACCGUCGUGUUCGAAAGCGGUGCCCGCUGGGUGCGCAAGUGGUGA